Messenger RNA from Aspergillus ruber CBS 135680, 2331 nucleotides. RefSeq lists its product as uncharacterized. Gene Ontology annotation, biological process: vesicle-mediated transport. The record is from RefSeq and is a predicted model, not a curated record. Lineage: Eukaryota; Fungi; Ascomycota; Eurotiomycetes; Eurotiales; Aspergillaceae. The transcript has 4 exons. Gene Ontology annotation, cellular component: intracellular membrane-bounded organelle; Mon1-Ccz1 complex. Bases 1 to 2331 code for a protein of 776 amino acids.
AUGCCUGAAAGCGACUUUGUCUCGGUGAUCCCCGCGCAACUCUCCUUCCUUGCGAUCUAUAACCCCCUCCUCGGACCGACAGACGAGACACUAAACGAUCAGAUUGUCUUCUAUACAUCGAGAUCGAGCCGUUUGCGACGGACUGAAAGUGCUGCUAGGGAGGAUGAUAAUGAAAAUUCCAAGGAUGAAUCGAACGGCAGGUUGCGCCAGAUAGGUCUGGCGCAGGGCAUGGUGGGCUUCGCGAAGAGUUUUUCGGAUGGAAAAGCACUGGAAUACGUCGAGACAGAGAAGUCUCGGGUUGUCCUCCAUGAAUUGGAGCAAAAUUGGUGGAUAUUGGUUUCCGUCGACCUGACACGAAUUCCGUCUGGUUCCCAUAGCGGAACACCGUCGCAGCAUGAUGCCAACGAGUCGCCCUCAUUCGUUUAUUCUUCUCGAGAGCUAUGUCCCCCACAUCUUAUGAUCCAGCAACUCCGUCGCACGCAUGCCUUGUUCCUGCUCCACCAUGACUUUACGCUCGACACCCUUUACGAACGUGUUGGCAGGUCCACACUAUGUGCUCUUCUUGAGCGUUUAUGGGGGAAGUUUGCAUGGAACUGGGAGGCUCUUCUGAACGGGAAUCCUGCCGUGGACAUAUAUGACGGGAUAAAACUCUCUGUAGGAGGUGAACUUGGAAUCGGUGUCGGAGAAGAGGAAUGGGGAAGCGGAGAAAGAGAAGUACUUGAAGACUUUGUCUCUCGGACUGAUGGGCUUGUGGAUCUGGUCGUCUCGAGAUUUGGUGAUCCACCCACGCAGGUCGCAGCCGGAGAUAAUCCUCCAUGGCUUGGCUUUGGGGCAUAUCCUCGGUCAUCAGAUGGGGUCAUCUUCUCGGGUGUGGGAGGUAUAUCGAGGCUGUCUGUGGCGCGAAUAUCCCAAUGGAUGGGAUGGAUUUACAGAUAUGGUGAUAGCGCAUAUGGAGUGGGUGAAGACCCAACCUCGCCGCGUCGUCGAAAGCCGCGCAGAAAACGUGGAAGGCUACACUCGAAGGGCGCCAGUAUAUCCUCCAACGCUAGAAGCCCAUCCGAAACUCUGAAUCCAGAUCGAAGCUUCUCUCCCGGAAUACCCCGUCCUCUUGUGGUAGGAACACCUCCUCCAGAAGGGCGCGCCAACCCUCAGAUGAUCAGGGACAACUCACCUGCGAGAAGCGAGCAACAAGAGGGUGACUGGUCGAGUUUGAAACCUGAGACAUUUAUGAAAUAUCUUACUUUGGGGUACGGGACGUCGUGGUUUUCGUCGAACCCACAUCCUUCGGUCUCUGCAUCGAAACAUAAUGACGGCCCGUCAAACGCGGGGCGUGAAGAAACUAAACAAGAUGCUGAAGAAGAAACCCAAAGGAAACCUAAAGUGCAAGACUUGGGAAGAUUCAUUGUUGGUUUGCGUGAGGAAGAGGACCCAUCUGGUCAUUCUCCAGAAAGCCAUACGGAAGGCAACUCAAAGGGACGAAUAGAACCUCGAAUCAUUCACGUCCAUUUGGCAGGGCCAGAGCAGGAGCAGAAAGGACUUCAAGCAGUGGUUUACUUGCACCAACCAUUCAUCUUCACAUUCCUCUUCGAUCCCGAAACGCCUUCUCUCUCGAACCAUGCCCUCUACGACAGCAUCCGUCACCAAUUAUACCCUCUCCACAAACAACUCUCAAAUUCCACCUCCCCCACAACAGCAGAAACCCGGAUAUCCGUAUCCGAAAACGAAUCAGCCGCAAACCAACAACAACCAGUCUACGACCUCGUCUACGACCCCUCAAACCUAACCAUCCGCUCCUCCAUCCCUAACAUCCCAGACCUAGCCGCAUACGCCGCAUCUCACCCGAACAAUAGACCCUGGUCCCGCCUAGAAUCCAUCAAUAUCCACCACCAGCUACUGAGCACGUACCUCGACACCCGCGCACGACCCCUAGAAAUCGAACGAACAUGCAAAUCUAGUCACGGCUGGUGGAUCGUGUGGGUGCGAAUGUUCCCCACUGAAACCCCAGAACCUAUUAACGACCCUACGACGCCUACUUCCACCACUGCCACCACUCCUACACCACCCAGUGAUACAGCUCAAGAGGCAUUCCUCGUCCGCAAAGCCAGCGACGCACAAGCAGCAAAUCACACCCGCGGCGUGAGUAUGAACAGUGGAGGCGGCGGGUCGACGAGUUUCUUCCGCGAUCUAGGCGGUGCGCCUUCGUCGUUCUCGUUACCGUCACUGACUGGUAGUGGAAUGCAGGCGGAUAUCAUGGGUCCGGCUAAAUUGGUGGAGGGGCUGGGAAUGGACGCUAGACGGUAUAUUGAGAAACUGUUGAGUUUGAAUCGGUAG